This is a messenger RNA of Ambispora leptoticha, 149 nucleotides long. Lineage: Eukaryota; Fungi; Glomeromycota; Glomeromycetes; Archaeosporales; Ambisporaceae. The record is from the annotation of a GenBank genome assembly.
GUAUUCUUUCUUGUCUCGAUGGAUAUAUGAAUAUUGCAUUAGAGCAAACUGAAGAAUACGUCAAUGGACAGCUCAAAAAUAGAUAUGGGGAUGCGUUUAUUCGAGGAAAUAAUGUUUUAUACAUCAGCGCGACUAAACCUCGAGAAUAG